AGCUGUAAGAUAUCAAAGACUUGCACUUACCCUUUGCCCUCACAGUCCUUUAUUUCCUUAUUAGGCACCAGUCAUAGUGCUCAUUCUGUGCAGUCCAGCCUUGUCAGACACUCUCCUGCUCGUGCCUCAGUUGCCAGCCAGUCGUCAUAUUGCUACAGCAGUCGUCAUUCAUCCCUGCGCACGUCCACUACUGGCUUUGUGCCUUGCCGACGCUCCUCCACCAGCCAGAUCUCCCUUCGAAAUCUUCCAUCGUCCAUCCAGUCGCGUCUGUCCAUGGUGAACCAAAUGGACCCCCCAAGCCAGACAGGUGUUGUCAGCAUGCAACAUGGCCUACCUUCCUCAAGCAGCUCCAGCCAAAGUAUCCCUGCCUGCAAGCAGCAUGCCCUCGUUGGAUUUCUAGGGACAGAGGGAACGAGUAAUGUUACUGAUGCACAGCCAGGCACACAUGUCAGCCCUGUCAACCAGACACAAACCAAAAGGGAGGAUGUUAGAUAUAGAAUUCAGAUAAUGGAUCCCAGCCAGGUAUUGGAAGGGAUCAACUUGUCCAAAAGAAAGGAACUGCAGUGGCCAGAUGAGACGAUACGGUUAAAAGCUGGAAGAAACAGCUGGAAAGACUGGAGUCCUCAGGAAGGCAUGGAAGGCCAUGUGAUUCACCGUUGGGUGCCUUGCAGCAGAGAUCCAGGAAGUAGAUCUCACAUAGACAAAACCAUCCUGUUGGUCCUGAUUGAAGACAAAUACGUUCCUGUGAUUGAAACUGGAGUCCUGGAACUUGGGGCUGAAGUGUGAGCUGCUUGGACAGUUUAGCUGCUUCUUGUCCCUCCACAAGGUUUAGAAAUGAGGUUGGGUUCUCAGGAGGAUGCUCCUCAUGCCUCAAGUAAUAGAAAAAGACUUGAAAUCAAAGUGGUUGUGUGUCAAUCUCUGGCCCAAAAAUAAAUAAGGGGCGUUGCUUUUAUUUUUAUUUUUCAAGUUAGCUACUGAGGAAAACAUUUUGCAUGAAGGGUAAUGUUUUGUUUUAUACUUCAUUUUAUGCAUUACAGUGCUUUAAAAGAACCCCACAUUUUCCAGUUUUAAAAUAGGAACAUCUCGUUUUUCUAAUCGUUCUGCCAAAAAUGGCCAUGUUUUGUCAUAGUAAUGUGGACUCCAUUAAUCUUUUCUUUUCUUAAAAAACAACCGAGUAGCGUAAAAAUAUUGAGUUCAGUGUAAAGCAGAUUGGUGGGUUUAUUCUUGGCAAGAGUGACCAGACUUAAAAGAUUCUUAUUUCUUGUGAGUGAGACGUUUCAGUGAGAAAACUGCACUAUUUUUUUUUAUGGCAAUGCACUAAAAAAAAGGGUCUGAGGUUGCUCAGAACAUUUAUUUAUAUAUGUAUGUAUAAAUAUAUCAAAAGAAACAAAUACCAUUAUUUAAAUUGCCUUUGGGAUUAACCCCCUCCCGCUCCAUGUUCAAACUGGUCGUAGGACCUGUGCCAUUGAUCUGUUUUGUUUUUUUGGCUUAAUAUACUAGAUUGUGCAUCAGUACAUUCAUACUGUCCAAUUCACAAUAUAUGGCGGAGUACAAAUAAUUGCGGAAUAGCAUGCCAGACGUGCCACUCUGGGUGAAACCAAUGGAUGGCGCAAAUGUGCAGUAUUUUCACCUUGUUAUGAAGGGCCCAAUCACACACUACUGUGCAUCUUCUGUCUCUACCUUUUGCUGCUUUCCAGCUCAGAGCCAACUAAAAGAUGCUAUUGGCAUCCUUUGGAAUAAAUUUUUUACUUUUUCAAGGGAAAUUGGAUGAGACCCAGUGUUUUAAAUGGGAUAGUGGUUUUCUAUGUGCAUUUGGACUUCUUCCUAUAUUCAGUCUGGUGAAGCAGCUGGAGGGUUGUUGUUGCUGUUGCUGUUGUUGUUUUUAAUUCAAGGAAAAUUACAGGAGGCACAGCCUGACUGUCAUAUCAUUUGUACCAUUUCGCCUUUUAGCUCCCUUUAGUCAUUCUUUUCUGUGACUUGAAUUUUAUUUUCAGUGAUUAUAUAUUCUAUAAUAACUGUACUUUGAGUAUAACUGUGAAAUUGAAUUAUGUUGCAUAUCUUAGGUUUUACUGUGUGUUUAGGUUUGUUUGUUUUUUUCCAGCGUGUGUGUGUGUUUUCAGGGAAACAAUUUACUCAAAUAACAUUGGGACGAGGAGAGGAAGCCGCAGCUUCUUAAUGUGCUACUAUUCUGUGUCUUGCCCCCAGCAGUCAUGAGAAAUUGUGUUAUGUAGGGAUUGUUUCCUGUGUGCGAUCUGGAACUCUGCAGGGCUCGAUAGGAAACGCAACACAGUCUGCAGCUGUAGCUUUUAGAAGCAGCCAUCUUUUUAUUCUCUGGAACUUUCCAAGUAUUGCCUCAGUUUAAAAGCUUUAUGGGUGAUCUUGCAAGGGAGUAAAAUUAAAAGUAAAAUUAAAAGCAUUAUACACCUAAUGAAAGAGUUGAAGUACUUGUGACCCAAUGUGUAGUAAUGUCCAAAUGCAACUUGCCCUAUGCCAUGAACUAUGCAAAGGGUCAAUACAAUGUUGUUUCUAGUAAACUUAGGUCACACCUUAGAUAAGGUCACACACUGAGCAAAGUUUUUCAUUUUCCAAUAAUGUGAAUUUCACUGCAUGUUUCUCAUGCAUGUGAAAUCACAGGCUUAACUUUGGGAGCAGGAGGCAGAACAUGAAUGUAAGAAAACUAUUGAAAAGAAUUUGCUAUUCUGGCCUGGGGAUACAGCCUGUUUUCAUUCAUUAUCGCACGAGUGUCUGACUGUCUUCAGAUCAGCACCUGGCUAUGUUGGCAUUUUCAUCAUUUUAUAGGCAUGAGAGAAACCAGCCUGUAUGUUGACAGGACAUUCUUGUAUUCCUUCUCAAUUGAAACUUUUAAAUUUCAUUUAUCACUCCUAUCUUGAGUUUCCCAAGACUGGUAAAUGAUGGACAACCAAUCAUUU
This is a messenger RNA of Zootoca vivipara (common lizard), 2930 nucleotides long. Lineage: Eukaryota; Metazoa; Chordata; Lepidosauria; Squamata; Lacertidae. The record is from RefSeq and is a predicted model, not a curated record.